Molecule: messenger RNA, 2047 nt
Organism: Cucurbita moschata (crookneck pumpkin)
Lineage: Eukaryota; Viridiplantae; Streptophyta; Magnoliopsida; Cucurbitales; Cucurbitaceae
Product: protein NRT1/ PTR FAMILY 6.4-like
Exons: 4
Coding region: 134-1984 (616 amino acids)
Biological process (GO): response to nitrate; transmembrane transport
Cellular component (GO): membrane
Molecular function (GO): nitrate transmembrane transporter activity
Source: RefSeq, a predicted model, not a curated record
UCAUACACUAACUUCUUGCUUUCCAAUAAAUCAUGAAACUAAGCACAGCCUUAGCACACAAAAACAAUCCCUCCCUCCUUCCCUUUCUCUCUCUCUUUCUAUAGAAGAGAGAACUAAACGAUAAAAAAAAACAAUGGUUCUAGUGUCAAAACAUGGGGGAGGAGGGGAAGAAGAUGCUGCAGUGGAUUUUAGGGGAAAUCCAGUGGACAAGUCAAGAACCGGGGGAUGGCUUGCUGCAGGGCUCAUCUUAGGAACUGAACUUUCUGAAAGGAUAUGUGUGAUGGGCAUAUCAAUGAACUUAGUGACAUAUCUACUUUGGGACCUGCAUCUCUCUUCAGCUAAGUCUGCAACUAUUGUGACUAAUUUUCUUGGAGCCCUUAAUCUUCUUGGCCUUCUUGGUGGCUUCUUAGCUGAUGCCAAGUUGGGACGGUUCCUCACUGUUGCAACCUUUGCUUCCAUAACUGCUGUAGUAAGUUCUGAGCCAUUAAGAAUGGCUUCAACAAAGAAACUUCUGCUUUAUCCUUGGCUUUCCUGGUUUUUGCAGGGUGUGAUUCUGUUAACAUUGGCCACAACCAUCCCUGGCAUGAGACCUCCUCAUUGUGAUAUCUCCUCCACAAGGCAACUUCAUCAAUGCAUUGCGGCUAAUGGUGGGCAACUUGCCAUGCUCUAUGCUGCACUUUAUACCAUAGCACUCGGCGGAGGGGGGAUAAAAUCAAAUGUGUCGGGAUUCAGGUCCGAUCAAUUUGAUGUCAAUGAUCCAAAGGAAGAGAAGGCUAUGUUAUUCUUCUUCAAUAGAUUCUACUUUGCCAUAAGCAUUGGAUCAUUGUUUGCUGUGAUUGUGUUAGUUUAUGUACAAGACAAUGUGGGAAGAGGUUGGGGCUAUGGAAUCUCAGGAGGGACCAUGGUGAUUGCUGUUAUUGUAUUGGUUUGUGGGACAACGUUUUACAGGUUUAAGAAGCCUAGAGGAAGUCCUCUAACAGUGAUAUGGAGGGUAUUGCUUCUGGCUUGGAAGAAGAGAAGCCUCCCUCACCCAGUUAAUCCCAGGUUCUUAAAUGACUACCAAAAUGCCAAGGUUCCUUACACCUACAGGUUCAUGUGUCUAGACAAGGCAGCAAUUCUGGACGAGGUUGCGGCGAUCAAUCAAAACAGAUAUAAUCCCUGGAUAGUCUCGACCGUGACCGAAGUCGAGGAAGUGAAAAUGGUUCUGAAGCUUUUACCCAUAUGGUCCACUGGCAUCCUCUUUUGGACGAUCUACUCUCAGACGACUACAUUCACAGUAGAGCAAGCAUCAUUUAUGGAUAGAAAAGUUGGCAAGUUUGUGAUUCCUGCUGGUUCUAUGUCAGCCUUUCUAUUCAUCGCCAUCCUGCUAGUCACUUCCAUGAACGAGAAACUGUUCAUUCCCAUUGCUCGGAAACUGACUCACAAUGUCCAAGGUCUCACAAGCCUACAGAGGAUUGGGAUUGGCCUUGUUUUCUCAAUUUUUGGUAUGGUGGCUGCUGGAGUUGUUGAGAAGGAGAGGAGGGCAUUUGCUGUGGGACAAAAUACUCUUAUAAGCGUUUUCUGGUUAAUACCUCAGUUCUUCUUGGUUGGUGCUGGAGAGGCAUUUGCAUAUGUUGGACAACUCGAGUUUUUCAUCAGAGAAGCACCAGAACGAAUGAAAUCCAUGAGCACAGGACUUUUCCUUAGCACCCUUUCCAUGGGAUUUUUUGCAAGUAGUUUGUUGGUGACGAUCGUAGAAAACGUAACCAACAAGCAAUGGCUGAAAAGUAAUCUCAACAAGGGAAACUUGAACUACUUCUAUUGGCUACUUGCAGUGUUGGGACUGCUGAACUUUUUAUUUUUUCUUCUACUGGCCCGGAAACAUCAGUACAAAGACCAGCAUUAUUCCAGUUCUAAUGACAACAAUGAGGAGCUCAAGAGUUCAAGUGACAAGAUCGCACUUGAAAUGGAAGGACCAAUUAGCAUAAAGACAACAGAAACCUAGGGUGUGUGCUUCAAGGAGUGUCCCUUUUAUGAGUUUAAGAGCCUGUGUGUAAGUUUGUAACAU